AUGUGGGAAAAGGCAACAAGUGUGAGCAAAAUGUCCCUGAAGCUCCUCUCCUUCUUCCUCUGCACCCUGACUGCACCCAAUCUCACAGGGAAGAUUGGUGAAGACACUUGGUUGCCAGCACCUCAGAAUAUCUCCAUGCUUUCUACCAACAUGAAACACUUCUUAACUUGGAAUCCUGUGAUCUUCCAGGGAGAAACCGUGAGAUACUCUGUUGAGUUUCAAGGGGAAUAUGAACGAGAUUAUGGCAACGAAAGCUGGAUCCCCACCUGGGAAUGUUCCCUCAUCACAGCUACAGUGUGCAACCUCACCGAGGACAUCUCAGCCCCCGUGCCCUACAACCUCCGUGUCAGGGCACACGUUGGGCUGAGAAGAUCAGAGUGGGGCAUCCUGAAAGGUUUCUUCAACCCCCUCACAACUUCCCUGACCCCACCUUUGAUGAAGGUGAUAGCAGAUGGGUAUCACUUACUGGUGGAACUGGAAGACAUGGGGCCAGCCUUUCAGUUCUGUGUUCUCUAUUGGAAGAAGGGCCAGGAGAGUAGGAUGCAGCAGAAGGUGGUGAAAGAGGUCAGAUCUGUGGUUCACCUGGACAUCAUGGAGCCAGGAGCUGAUUAUUGUGUGAAAGCUCAGACAUACGUAGAGGUGAUCAACAGGAGCAGCAGCUUCAGCCAGACACAGUGUGUGAGGACACAAGGUGGCAGAUCCAUGGGGCUGGUUACCAUCCUCAUCCUCGCUGCUGGCUUUGCUGUGGCUGCCUUGACCCUGCCUUUUCUCACCUGGAAAACAAGUAAAAUCUUUCAGUAUUCUUGCUGCCCCAUUGCUGUCAUUCCAGACACACUGAAAAUAUCCGAGCCCCCCAGCCACCUAAUACUGUGUGGCAGUGAAGAAGCUGAGCAAUGUGACCUGAUGGUGCCUGUGAUGCCCUCAGAAGAAGUUCUCCAGCUGUGGAUUCAAGAAACACUUUAG
Calypte anna (Anna's hummingbird) is the source of this 963-nucleotide messenger RNA. RefSeq names its product interleukin 20 receptor subunit beta (gene IL20RB). The transcript is spliced from 8 exons. Bases 1 to 963 code for a protein of 320 amino acids. Gene Ontology annotation, molecular function: interleukin-20 binding. The record is from RefSeq and is a predicted model, not a curated record. NCBI's taxonomy places the organism in Eukaryota, Metazoa, Chordata, Aves, Apodiformes, Trochilidae.